AUGACACAUUUAGCACUCCCUUGGUGGCUGAAAACCUCUUCCGCCACCGCAAGUGGUGGUUCUGAUACUCAUGUGUCGUCGGAAAAUGCAUCAACCAGUAACUGUUGUGGCCUGUCCAACUUAAUGAGAAGAGUACUCAAAAAACGAAGCAAAAUGUUGCAUUCUACAAGUAGACAAUCGUCGUUCCAAUGCCGAUAUGAUCCACUGAGUUAUUCGCUAAACUUCGAUACAAGUGGCUCAGGUAACUUGUUAGAUGAAGAUUACUAUAAAUUCUAUUCCUUCUCGUCGAGAUUUGCUGCUACGCCGAGAACAGAUUGCCAAAGAUUAGUGACUGCUUCGCACUAG
This is a messenger RNA of Fraxinus pennsylvanica, 345 nucleotides long. Lineage: Eukaryota; Viridiplantae; Streptophyta; Magnoliopsida; Lamiales; Oleaceae. The record is from the annotation of a GenBank genome assembly.